Messenger RNA from Heterostelium album PN500, 522 nucleotides. RefSeq lists its product as uncharacterized. The transcript has 4 exons. NCBI's taxonomy places the organism in Eukaryota, Evosea, Eumycetozoa, Acytosteliales, Acytosteliaceae. The record is from RefSeq and is a predicted model, not a curated record. The coding region runs from base 1 to 522 and encodes 173 amino acids.
AUGCCAACAGUUGAAAGCAUCGUCCAAUCGGAAUCGUCAAAUGUGAAUGAUGACAGUUCAAGUGAAUUUGGUGUAUUAAAGGGAGAUAUUCUAGUUGUAGUCAUUUCUAAAAGUGAGAAAGUUCCUACCGAUAUAACUGACUUGGUAUUUGGUGAGUAUGGUGGCAAUAUUAUGUUUAGAUAUACACUUACAUGUAAUACUUUUAGUUCUGGCAAUGUCUGCUUCCAAGCCCUGAGUUGUGUCAAAAGAGAGUUGAGAACUGGUAAGCCUUUUGCAAAAAAAUAUAAAACUCCAUCCAAUCCAUCAAUCGGAGUUGCCAGCUUCAUUGAAAGUGUUAAAUCGCGUGCAAAUGAUGUCCAAAAAGACUGGGGUGUAUCAAAUAUUUCAUCCGUGUUUGUGUCAAUCCAAAAGUAUGUUGUGUUUCUAUCUUGUGGUAAAAUUGCACCGUUGACUGAGAAUUUCGUAAUUCUAUCUGUGACUAAAAAUGAUAACGAGUAUGAUUGUUACAAACAAGAGGAAUGA